CGCGGUCGCUUCUCGUCGGCCGAGUCGGUGUGCGCUCGCCGGACUCGGCCGACGGCGUUGCCAUUUGGCGCUUUUGCCUGGCAAUGGAGGCCGACAGCGGAGAGCUGGAGCUGACAGAGCUCAGGGAGGUGGAGAGAAGGGGGGGAUAGGAGGAGCGGGCAGCUGCCGCCGCUCUCCGGCGGAGGGGUUUAUUUCCACAACGAGGAAAAAGCUCGCUGAGCUGAACCGGAAAAUGUCCUCCGGUCGCCUGACAGCUCGAUUUGAAGCAUUAAGCCUGACACUGGUAGCGGUCUCGGCACCAUGUCCAGCCGAGGAGGAAAGAAGAAGUCGACCAAGACGUCCCGGUCAACCAAGGCCGGGGUCAUCUUCCCCGUGGGACGCAUGCUGCGCUACAUUAAGAGGGGCCUGCCCAAAUACCGCAUUGGAGUGGGAGCACCCGUCUACCUCGCUGCUGUCCUCGAGUAUCUUACUGCGGAGAUCUUGGAGUUGGCAGGCAAUGCAGCCAGAGACAACAAGAAGGGCCGCGUCACACCACGACACAUCCUGCUGGCCAUCGCCAACGAUGAGGAGUUGAACCAGUUGCUGAAAGGUGUGACUAUCGCAGCAGGUGGAGUGCUGCCCAACAUUCACCCAGAGCUGCUGGCUAAGAAGAGAGGAGCAAAAGGAAAACUGGAGACACCCGUUUCACCCGCCCCUGAGAAGAAACCCAAGCCGGUCAAAAAAUCAGCCAGCAAGAAAAUGAGUGGGAAAAAGGGAGGAGGGAAGGCUAAGAAGCAGGGUGAGGUGAGCAAGGCGGCGUCAGCAGACAGCACCACAGAGGGAUCUCCCGUUGACAGCUUCACCGUGCUGUCCACCAAGAGCCUCUUCCUGGGUCAGAAGUUGCAAGUUGUCCAAGCCGACAUUUCCAUCGUGGAGAGUGACGCUGUCAUUCACCCGACCAGCUCCUCCCUCUAUACAGGUGGUGAAGUAGGCUCUGCCCUGGAAAAGAAGGGAGGGAAGGAGUUCACUGAAGCGCUGCAGGAGCUGAAGAAGAAAAAUGGCCCUCUGGAGGUGGCUGGAGCCGUGUUGACCUCCGGCUACGGCCUGCCUGCUAAGUACGUCAUCCACUGUAACAGUCCGGGCUGGGGUUCCGACAAGUGCGAGGAGUUGCUGGACAAGACGGUGAAGAACUGCCUGGCUCUGGCCGACGAGAAGAAACUCAAGUCUGUGGCUUUCCCCUCCAUUGGUAGCGGAAGGAAUGGUUUCCCGAAGCAGACGGCGGCACAGCUGAUCCUCAAGGCCAUCUCCAGCUACUUUGUGGCCACCAUGUCUUCCACCAUCAAGACCGUCUACUUUGUGCUGUUCGACAGUGAGAGCAUCGGGAUCUAUGUGCAGGAAAUGGCCAAGCUGGAGACAAGCUAAGAGUUUGGAGGAUUUGCCUCCUUGUCCCUUUUUCUCCACUCUGUUUUUUUCUUUCCUGCGAGGAAAUAGGAAGGUGUUUAUUAGUGAUUUGUUAAAUAUGAAGAGAAGAAGAAAAAGAAGAUUCUUUCUAUAGGCCGGGAACUUGUUUUUGCAUUAUGUUUGUAUUUUUUCCUUUUUAUUGUUUUUAAUUUCCUAUUUACUUGUUCACCUCUGGUGUUUAAAUGUAAAAGUGCACUGUUCAUUCUGCGGUCUUUUAAUACAAACGGUGCCAGACAAAACAGAUUAAGCAAGUGAAAGACUCACUUUAAGAUUUAAUUUUCAUGGUAUAUACGGUAAAAGAUGUUAUGAGAGAUACACCUCAAUUACCAGGCUUCCAGAGAAGUCCGAUGAAUACGGGUUAAUGCAUGUAAUGGCAGUAAAGAUAGUAAAAACAGCCAUUCUCUUUAUUUUGAUCUCAAAAACACAAGACACUUAAUUCAGUGUAUUUUUUGGUAUCAAUUCUGCGUUUUGGAACAUCUCUGUUCUUAAUAGUACUGUAUAAUGAAAUGGAAAGUAUUGAGAAAAAGUUCAGUUUGCUCUACUUUGGUCUUCAGGAGACUAAAAGAACUAUGGAAGGAGUUUUUGUUUUUGUGUUGUGUGUUGCAAAUUCCUGUGUUUGCCUUUGUUUAAACAGGCAGGUUUCCUUGUGUGCUGCAGAGACCUUGAAUUUCCAAAAAAGAAACGAAAUCAGUUGAAGAAAAAUUGUCAUGUUAAUGCCCAUAUAUUAUAUACUCAUCCUGUUACUAAUGUCACAGGUUUAUACUGUAAACAAAACAGCUGUCGUUUGUCAUUUACAGUAAAAAAAAUAAAUAAAUGAUUACAUAAAAUGGUAGAAUUGGAGAUUUGAGGUUUUUGCAGGGCACGAAUGGUUUAUAUUGUGUGUUCCUAUGACUGUUUAUAUAGAUGGAGUAUUUGUGAAAUGUUAUAGUAAAAUAUUGGACUGUAACACAGAUUUUUAUUUUCUAUUUUAAUUUUCACAUUGAUUCUAAAAGGUGCAGGUGAUCUGGAAGCAAAAAAAAAUAUUGUAAGAGAUUGUUUUUUUUUUGUGUGUUUUGUCUUUGUUAAACCAUAAAACAAGUGUACGCAUUUUUUGCUGGAAGUAGAGGCUCUCUGCUGUUGCUUUUGGUUUGCUCUUUCAUUCAGCCGCCACUAGAUGGCUCCCUGUAAUCAAGAAUUGGAUUUUCAUCUCAGCCAUUUUCUGUGCAGCAGCAGGCCUCUUCACACAGACGCUGAUCGAUUUGAGUUGGAUUUGAAUUGGGAUUGACGGACGUAUAUAUAAAGGAACCCGACUGCUCUGCUGCAUUUGGACUUUUCAAAAGCCUAACUUUCUUAUGAAAAAAAAAAAAUGUUAAAUGCUUUCUAAAGAAUUGCUACAAUUGAUGAUUCUACAAAAGGUCUGUACACACUCCGGUAAUAAAAUACCUUUAAAAACA
This is a messenger RNA of Morone saxatilis (striped sea-bass), 2873 nucleotides long. RefSeq names its product core histone macro-H2A.1. The record is from RefSeq and is a predicted model, not a curated record. Gene Ontology annotation, cellular component: nucleosome. The transcript has 9 exons. Gene Ontology annotation, molecular function: structural constituent of chromatin; protein heterodimerization activity; DNA binding. NCBI's taxonomy places the organism in Eukaryota, Metazoa, Chordata, Actinopteri, Moronidae. Bases 301 to 1401 code for a protein of 366 amino acids.